Symbiodinium sp. CCMP2456 is the source of this 2577-nucleotide messenger RNA. Lineage: Eukaryota; Dinophyceae; Suessiales; Symbiodiniaceae. The record is from the annotation of a GenBank genome assembly.
AUGUCCACUGCCGCCAUGUCCGUAGCCACGGCAAGUGCUGCAGUCAGCCGGCGUGUGCGACGCACAGCACCAAGAGGCAUUCGGCAAGGGCGGCCGCGCCAAGUUCUCGUCAGGAGCCACGACCAUGAGGAUCUCGAGCAUGGCCAUGACCAUGACCACGAGCAUUCACACAGCGUUGCCUCCGCAAAAUCCCAUGAAAGCGACGAACACGGGCAUAGUCACGGCCACGAGCAUGAACACAGCGUUGCCUCCGCAAAAUCCCAUGAAAGCGAAGAACACGGGCAUAGUCACAGCCACAGCCACAGUGGCAGCCACUGCUGUCACAGUCAUGAGACUGUGGUGGAUCACGAUCACGAUCACGGGCAUAGUUACGGUGGUGGUUGCUGUGGGCACGGGCACAGCCACGGAGAGGUUCCGGACUGGCUUCCGGGGGCGCCAGCACUUCGACGCCUCUCAGAUCUGUCCAGAACGAAGGCGUCCGUCACCGUCGUGACCGUUGCCUUCGUGAUGUCAGCCCUCUUAGCGUGUGUCAAGACGCCAGGCAUCACGUCUCGAAGCCUUCGACUGGCAGGCCCAGUGCUGGUCUACAUCGUCUAUGGUAUACCAGCAUUAGCGGGAGCCAUGCAAAACGCAGCCCAGCUCGACAUCCACUUCCUGAUGACCCUGGCUGCAUUUGCGUCAGUGGCCCUUGGCCACAGCAUGGAGGGCGCGCUGCUGCUGCUCCUCUUUGCUCUCUCCGAGGUUCUUGAGGAAAAACUCUCCUUGAGAGCUCAAGCUUCUCUUGAUGCUCUUGGCAGCUUAUGCCCGGAGACUGUCCGGCGCCUCGAUGCUCACGUGAAGACGCUGGCAGAUGCCGAGCAGGGCCGUGAGGUGCGUGUCUUAGAUUUGCGUGCCGGCGAUCGCAUCUUCGUCAAAGCCGGAGAGGUGGUUCCUGUCGAUGGACGAAUAGUUGAUGGACGUUCUCAAGUAGGCAUGAGCCACAUGACGGGGGAGCCGUUGCCACAGGAAGUUCGCCCUGGGAACUCGGUGAGUUCUGGAGCAAGGACCAUUGAUGGGGCGCUGCUGCUGGAGGUGCAGCGAGAGGCCGGAGAAUCCACGCUGCAGCGCUUGGCCAAGCUCACCUCUUCCGCCAAGGCCUCUCGACCGAAGCUCGUGACUCUUGUGGAUGCAGUAGCGGAGCGCUGGUCCUUUGCAGUGGUCAUUUCGACUGCCCUCGUUGCGGCGGUGCCGCCGCUGCUGUUUCGAGCGCCACUGGGUAGGUCGGUGUACCAUGCUCUGGUUUGGCUCAUCACUGCGUCCCCGUGCGCGCUGAUUCUUUCGACGCCCUUGGUCUACCUCUCCGGCCUCUCUGUUGCUGCACGCAAUGGGGUGCUGCUAAAAGGAGGACGCACGCUGGACGCGCUGGCAGUGGCAAGUGGAGUGGCUUUUGACAAGACGGGGACGCUGACUACCGGCACGCCAGUUCUGCAGAGUUUGGAGGAAGUCGUGGACAGCGAGUCGGCACAUGCCAAGUCCAAGGGCGAGCAUCAAGUGGACGCCCUGCUUUGCGCUGCUUCCCUUGGCCGGCUGUCCGUGCAUCCGGUUUCAAGGGCAGCCGUAGCGGCACUGCCCGAAGACAAGGAUCCCCUCCAGGUCACGGGCUUCCAAAUGGUCGCUGGUGAAGGCGUCACCGGAAAUUUGCUGCCCAAAGAAGACGGUGUCACCUGCAAAGCCGCCAUGGGACGUCCGGAGUUUGUGGCGAACCAGGUGGAAGGAAGUGGGCGAAGCAGCCACGCUUUGGUGCAUGCGCUGCGGUCGCGAGCAAGCAAGGUGGCCAAGACUGGCAGCGUCGUGAUGGCUUUGUCGGUGUGGUCGCCAGAUGAGGAGGCUCGAGCCUGGCUGUUUCACUUCGAGGACAGCGUCAAAGAAGCUGCAUCCGCUGUGGUGGCAGAGGUUUCUCGAGGAGGUCCUGUUUACAUGCUCACCGGCGAUCGCCAUGCCAAUGCCAGAAGUGUGGUUGAUGAAGUAGGCGCCGCCAACUUCGAUGCCGUUCACGCGGACUUGAGACCAGAAGACAAGCUCGAAAAGGUGAGAUUGUACGACACCCAACUCCGAGAUACAGCCGGAAAGGGGUCGUGGCAAGCGCGGCUCUUGGGUCUUUUCGGCGUGUCUCUGGGUGGUCUCGUCAUGGUCGGAGAUGGAGUCAAUGAUGCUCCUGCUUUGGCGGCCGCGACGGCUGGGAUUUCACUGGAGGCGCAGACGGACGGGGCAUUGCAGAGCAACGCCGUCGAUGGAUCGGACGCUUUGAUACUCAGACGGGCUAGUGACCCUCGUGGAGACAGCGACCUGAAGCGUGUGGCUUGGCUUCUGAAAUUGGCCCAGAAAGCCCGGAAUAUCAUUCUCCAGAAUCUCUGUCUUGCCGGUGGAUCUAUACUGGGCGCGAGCAGCGUGACACUCUUCACAGGAAUGCCGCUUUGGCUGGGAGUGCUGCUGCACGAGGGGACUACGAUGCUUGUGGGACUGAACAGUCUGCGCCUGUUUUCGAGCCUCCGAAGUACGUGGCGGCCACCGUUUAGCCGCUAUCGGAGAAAGCACUGA